CCGCCCACCGCAGUCCGGAACCCGGAGCUGUGCUGGAGGUCGCGGAGCUCGAGGCCCUCGUCGCGUCCGUCUUCCAUGGCCGCCGCCGCGCUGCUCGCCCGGGCCUGUGGCCCGCUCUGCCGAGCUCUCCGUCCUCGGGAAUGGCGGAGGUUACACACUGUCUACCAGUCUGUGGAGCUGCCCGAGACACACCAGAUGUUGCGCCAGACAUGCCGUGACUUUGCUGAGAAGGAGCUGGUUCCUAUCGCAGCCCAACUGGACCGGGAGCAUCGCUUCCCGGCAGCUCAGGUGAAGAAGAUGGGUGAGCUCGGACUGCUGGCCAUGGACGUGCCUGAGGAGCUUGGCGGGGCGGGCCUCGACUACCUGGCCUACUCCAUCGCCAUGGAGGAGAUCAGCCGGGGCUGCGCCUCCACCGGAGUCAUUAUGAGUGUCAACAACUCUCUCUACUUGGGACCCAUCCUGAAGUUUGGUUCCCCGGAGCAGAAGCGGCAGUGGGUCGCCCCUUUCACCAGUGGUGAUAAAAUUGGCUGCUUUGCCCUCAGUGAACCAGGGAAUGGCAGCGACGCCGGAGCCGCCUCCACCACAGCCCGGGAAGAGGGAGACUCAUGGGUCCUCAAUGGCACCAAAGCCUGGAUCACCAACUCCUGGGAUGCCUCAGCCACCGUAGUCUUCGCCACCACGGACAAGUCCCUGAAGAACAAGGGUAUCAGUGCCUUCCUGGUUCCCAUGCCAACACCUGGGCUCACACUGGGCAAGAAGGAAGACAAGCUAGGCAUCCGGGCCUCAUCCACAGCCAACCUUAUCUUUGAGGACUGUCGCAUCCCCAAGGAGAACCUGCUGGGGGAGCCAGGGAUGGGCUUCAAGAUAGCCAUGCAAACCCUGGACAUGGGCCGCAUCGGCAUCGCCUCCCAGGCCCUGGGUAUUGCCCAGGCCGCUCUGGAUUGCGCAGUGGGCUAUGCUGAGAGUCGUGUGGCCUUUGGGGCGCCCAUCACCAAGCUCCAAGGCAUCCAGUUCAAGCUGGCAGACAUGGCUCUGGCCCUGGAGAGCGCCCGGCUGCUGACUUGGCGUGCUGCCAUGUUGAAGGACAAUAAGAAACCUUUUAUUAAGGAGGCAGCCAUGGCCAAGCUUGCCGCAUCAGAGGCUGCUACUGCCAUCAGCCACCAGGCCAUCCAGAUCCUGGGCGGCAUGGGGUACGUGACGGAGAUGCCCGCCGAGCGGCACUACCGCGACGCCCGCAUCACCGAGAUCUACGAAGGCACCAGUGAGAUCCAGCGGCUGGUGAUCGCGGGACACCUGCUGCGGAGCUACCGGAGCUGAGCCUUCCCAGUGAGCCGCCCUAUGGCCUGGGGGCCCAGGAGAAGGGCAGAGACACGUGGCCUUAACCUUGACGCCUGGUUAAACUUCGGGGAAGCCCCUCACCUCGACCCUGGCUCCCCCGUAAAACUGGGAGGGGCAAGACCAGCAGCCAUGUGUGACCUGCAGCCGAGGCCACCCAGCCUGCAGUUAGGACGCUACCUCGUCUCCACCCCUUCAACCAGGAGAGGACCGAGUGACCCCAGUGUCCCCCCAGAGCUGUUCCUGUGGCCCUGUCUGUGGUCAGGAGGAGGGAGUGCCCAGCGAGCCAGGCCUCAGUUGCAGUGUCUCAUUCGCAGGGCCCCAGUCUUGGCAAGGCUGGGGGCUGGGUUCUGGGCCCUCAGUAGAGGUUCAGUGGGUUCAGGUGUGCGGCCCGCCGCGCGCCGGUGGAAACCACCUGAAGCCAAUAAAGCGCCCUGUGGCCUAGCCUUG
Molecule: messenger RNA, 1785 nt
Organism: Jaculus jaculus (lesser Egyptian jerboa)
Lineage: Eukaryota; Metazoa; Chordata; Mammalia; Rodentia; Dipodidae
Gene: Acads
Product: acyl-CoA dehydrogenase short chain
Exons: 10
Coding region: 76-1317 (413 amino acids)
Biological process (GO): fatty acid beta-oxidation using acyl-CoA dehydrogenase; butyrate catabolic process
Cellular component (GO): mitochondrion
Molecular function (GO): flavin adenine dinucleotide binding
Source: RefSeq, a predicted model, not a curated record